Punica granatum (pomegranate) is the source of this 1800-nucleotide messenger RNA. NCBI's taxonomy places the organism in Eukaryota, Viridiplantae, Streptophyta, Magnoliopsida, Myrtales, Lythraceae. The record is from RefSeq and is a predicted model, not a curated record.
AUUGUCGUCUCCCCCAAAGAUUCAAAUUUUCAAAGCCGCCAAAAGCAACGAUGCCUCUCCCUCCCUCUCCUCAAGCAGCAGCAGACGAAAACCCUCCUCUCCCUCUCCUUCUCCCUUCUCCCUCCAUUAUUAACGGUCCCUCUCUCUCUCUCUCUCUCUCUCUCUCUCCUUCUCUGGGUCUCAGCUUUUCUCUCUGGAUCAGAGCACUGAGCAGCAGGAGGGCCGACGAGGAACGGAGGAAGGAGUUUCCUUUGUUUUUCUUCUCUGGGGCUCGGAAAUGUCUGUUCUUGGAGGCGGAGACUGCGAAUCGAGGCAGCCCUUCUACUGCCGGAAGGAUAAGUCCCUCGGGGUCCUCUCCUCCAACUUUCUGAGGCUCUACAACAAGGACGGUGUCGAUUCCAUCGGGCUCGACGACGCUGCUAUCCGGUUAGGAGUCGAACGGCGCCGCAUCUAUGACGUUGUCAACAUAUUGGAAAGCAUUGGAGUUGUAGCUAGAAAAGCCAAGAAUCAGUACGCAUGGAAAGGCUUUGGGGUGAUCCCCGAGGCUCUUGAAGAGCUCAAGGAAGUAGGGCUGAAGGAGAAUUUUACCAUGUCAAGUUGCUUCAAUUCGACCAAGGUUUCGAAUGAUUGUGAAACUGUUGGGUCUUCCGAUCUCAAGCUCGAGAUGCAAGAUGUCUCCUCUGGGUCGUCUAAAAAUGACAACAGGAAAGAGAAAUCUUUGGCCAUACUCACUCAGAACUUUGUCAAGCUCUUUCUCUGCUCUGGGGCGGAACUCAUCACUCUUGACAGUGCAGCCAUGGCUUUGCUCGGAGAUAACAGCAAUUCAACAGCUAUGCGAACAAAAAUUAGACGACUCUAUGACAUUGCCAAUGUUUUCUCUUCGAUGAACAUGAUUGAGAAGACACAUCACCCUGAGACUAGAAAACCUGCAUUCAGGUGGUUGGGAUGGAGAGGAACUCCUGUCAAUGGAUUCAUAUAUGCUGCUGGUUCAGACAAGAGUGAAUCCCGGAAAAGAAUGUUCGGACUGGAUUUAACUAAUUACGAGUCCAAGAGAAGUAAGGUGGAUUCUUCGAUUAGUUGGAAGUCAAACGGGAUGGUUAAGUAUCCUGUCGCUGUGAAGCAAGAAGAUUCAGAGAACAGUUGUGAUAAUAAGAGUGAAGUAGAACAGCAGCCGAGUCACGAGGUGCGGGGUUAUGUAUUCGGUCCCUUUGCUCCUGAACCUGUGAGCCAAUCAGCAGCUACAGAACGGAACAGUGCGCGACGUACUCAAGACUGGGAGACCCUUGCUUCAGCUCAUCGCCCUCAAUAUCAGAAUCAAGCUCUGAGUGAUCUCUUUGCUCAUUACAUGGAGGCUUGGAAGUCAUGGUACACCGAAGUCGCGGGAAACAACCAUGUACAGGAAGUCUCCUAACGAAAUUUCUCGUUUCUCCAUUGGCAGCGAUCGAUUCUUAAGUGCAGAAGAACUCAACUUCAGAAGAUUCUCUUGAUUUCACUUGUUCUAAGGCCAUGGCUAGUCGGGUGCAUUCUCUUGAUGCCCCGUUGUAUAGUCACAACCAACCCGAGUUCACUAAUCCUCAUUGAUCCCCCCUUGAAUAUUUCACUGGCCGUGUUCUUCAAAUUGGUUCGUGUCAGUUUUAGGUUUGACAACAGACAAAUAAUCGCUUGAAGCUCAGGUAGAUGAUUUUAUGACUCAAUUUCUUUUUUUUUCUUUUUUCCUUUUCAAAUUGUCCAUUGUUGAGAGAUUCGCAAUGUCUUUUCCUUUGGCUCACGAACUCAUUCAUAUAUCUUUUUUUUAGAACU